Molecule: messenger RNA, 438 nt
Organism: Arthroderma uncinatum
Lineage: Eukaryota; Fungi; Ascomycota; Eurotiomycetes; Onygenales; Arthrodermataceae
Exons: 2
Coding region: 1-438 (145 amino acids)
Biological process (GO): response to oxidative stress; protein repair
Molecular function (GO): peptide-methionine (R)-S-oxide reductase activity
Source: RefSeq, a predicted model, not a curated record
AUGACGGAUUACCCUGAGAAAAAGUCUGAGGCAGAAUGGCGUGCAGUCCUAUCGCCAGAGCAAUUUCGGGUCCUCCGUGAGAAAGGAACGGAGGCUCGCUUUACCGGGAAAUACGAUAAACACAAGCCCGACUCCGGCAUAUACCAGUGCGCCGGGUGUUCUGUGCCGCUCUAUAAAGCAUCUCAUAAAUUCUCUUCUGGCUGCGGCUGGCCAGCAUACUUCGAUUCGAUUCCCGGCGCUGUUAAACGUGUGGAAGAUCGAUCAUCUCUCAUCGUUCGAACUGAAAUCGUCUGCGGGAACUGCGGGGGCCAUCUCGGCCAUGUCUUCAAGGGCGAGGGGUAUGAUGUGCCGACUGACGAGAGACACUGUGUUAACAGCGUUAGUCUGAGGUUUAGCGACGACAAGGAAGCGGCAAAUGGCUCCAAGGAGAACAUCUAG